Molecule: messenger RNA, 170 nt
Organism: Opisthocomus hoazin
Lineage: Eukaryota; Metazoa; Chordata; Aves; Opisthocomiformes; Opisthocomidae
Source: RefSeq, a predicted model, not a curated record
UCCUACAUCCCCACAUCCCACAUCCCCACGUCCCCAAUCCCACGUCCCCACGUCACUGCAUCCCACGUCCCCAUGUCCCCAUGUCCCCAAAGCCCAUGUCCCCACCUCCCACAUCCCCACCUCCCACAUCCCCACGUCCCACAUCCCCACAUCCCAUGGGCUCCUGGUGA